Anopheles stephensi (Asian malaria mosquito) is the source of this 1070-nucleotide messenger RNA. RefSeq lists its product as uncharacterized. The transcript has 5 exons. The coding region runs from base 758 to 919 and encodes 53 amino acids. The record is from RefSeq and is a predicted model, not a curated record. Lineage: Eukaryota; Metazoa; Arthropoda; Insecta; Diptera; Culicidae.
CAUUUUGUUCAACUCCUGUAUACACCUUGAACCACAAUCAUCGUCCUUCGUCUAGUGAAUGUACAUUUCUUAAACCGUUUUUCCCUAUCUUUCGUUUCGCUCGCUCUUUCUCUCGAUAUCUGAGCAGAGUUCCCUGACACAUUACGCUAGAGGGAGAGAGAGAGAGAGAGAGAGAGAGAGUGAGAGCGAGAGCGAGAGUGUGAAAAGCGAACGAAACAUAAUCCCAACCAGAGAGAGCGAACGAAAACAAGCAAGCGCACGCCAAAGCGAGAGAGAGAGAGAGAAAGGGAAAUGUGUAUGUGUGUGCCAGUGUAUGUGUGUGAUUGAAAAGUGCUAAAAUUUUACUACAUCUGUAAGGGAAAAAAGCCUCCUUAGUUUAUACCGAACCUCUUGCUACUACUACUACAACUACUACUACAACUGUACAUAUUCAACAAAAAAACCAAAUCCACGAUAUUAGUGAACAUUUUUGUAUCCCAACAUUUGCGUUGCCAUUCGGUCAGGUUGCCCCAAUCAGCCCGAAAGUAUGCAACAAACGCAGUAAAACAGUGCACUAGCUACAACAACAACCAAAAAUAAAGCCAGAGAUAUACAAAGCGAACAGAAACGCGAAAGCUCCAACCGAGCGGCAGACGCGAAACGGGGUGGCCCACGAAAACCACGGGCGCUCAAGAUACGAUUCCCUCGUGCUUGGUAGAGCGUUCACGGCGUUGCAAACGGUGCAAAAAGAGACACACGCGCGCGUGUAAGACACAAAAUGGGAGCUAAGGGUAGCGUAGAGGCUGCCAAGAUGAACGCCGAUGGCUGGGGCCACUUCGAGCGUGGCAGCCGUCACUACAGCCACCGACAUAAUCAGCGGUCCCAGUCGUUGAACCGAGGCCAAGCUCUUUCACGAGCCGAUGUCAGUGGGAUGUGGUGACAGCAAGGAACCUCAGGAGGACAGGCUGGGUGCCCAAGUUGCGCUAUGGGUAAUAAACUAAGCUGCUCGUGUGCUCCGCUUAUGCGGAAGGCAUAUCGUUAUGAAGAUUCUCCUUGGCAAGCAUCCCGUAGGCGGGACGGCCAUCUCCUGA